AUGGAUGCUUCUGGAGAUGAGGAGGAGAUAGAUCAAAUUAUAUGUUUAUGUGGUCGUCUUAUUCAAGUCUAUCUUGAAAAGUACAUUCAGAAAACUCCAUGUAUGACAAGCUCCCAAACAGGUUACAUUUGGUUAAUGGAAAUGUUAGAAGGCAAUGAAAGUAGGUGUUAUAAUCAAUUUAGGAUGGAUAAACAAGUCUUCAUGAUGCUUGUAAAUGAUUUGGGUAGGAUAUUGAAGGGCUCAAGAAACAUGAGUAUCGUUGAAAUGUUGGCUCUGUUUCUUUAUAUUUUGGGACAAGGUCAGACUAAUAGGAAUACACAAGAACGUUUUCAACGUUCUGGUGAGACGGAUUGCAUUGGUGCUAUCGAUGAUGUUCAUGUUCAAGCUUCGAUAUCUCCAUGUGAUCAGGUGCCAUAUAUUGGAAGAAAAGGGAUACCCACCCAAAAUGUAUUGGCUAUAUGCAACUUCGACAUGCAAUUCACAUUUGCAUGUGCAGGGUGGGAAGGCACUGCCCAUGAUAGUAGAGUAUUCUUAUCAGCUCUACGCGAUCCUCAAUCGAAUUUUCCUAAACCCCCAAAUGGAAAAUACUAUGUGGUGGAUGUCGGAUAUCCACAAAUGAAGGGUUAUUUAGGACCAUAUAAAGGUGAGCGGUACCACCUUCCACAUUUCCGUAGAGGUGAUGAGCCGACCGGUCAUAAAGAAAUAUUCAAUCAUGCACAUUCUUCACUUAGGGGUGUUAUUGAGCGCACUUUUGGGGUAUGGAAGAAGAAAUGGAAUAUUUUACGUGAUAUGCCUCACUUUCCUUAUAAAAAACAAGUUAAGAUAGUUAUUGCUACUACGGCUCUUCAUAACUACAUACGAAGAUAUGCUCCACGAGAUAUUGAUUUUGAUGAAAGUGGAAAUUACUCAAGUGAAGAGACUAGUGAAGAGAUGGAGGAUAAUGAACAUGAUGGAGAUGGACCGGGAAGACAAGAAAUGGAGGUGUUAAGAAAUGCAAUUGCACAAAGUCUAAUGAAUGCAUCUACUUAG
Messenger RNA from Rosa rugosa (rugosa rose), 1029 nucleotides. RefSeq lists its product as uncharacterized. The coding region runs from base 1 to 1029 and encodes 342 amino acids. NCBI's taxonomy places the organism in Eukaryota, Viridiplantae, Streptophyta, Magnoliopsida, Rosales, Rosaceae. The transcript has 3 exons. The record is from RefSeq and is a predicted model, not a curated record.